UUUAUUUACUGUUAAUUUCUUCUCUCUCAGUUCAAAAAAAGUCGUAGAUUUUCCCCUCUGGUUUUACGCCGAAUGGCAGACUGAACCGCCUCUUUCUCCCAUUAUAUUCCUCCACUUGCCUCCCUUUCUCUCUCUUUACAUGGUUUUAGUUUUGUUUGCUAGUUACAACAAACAACAACUUCUCUCUUCUUACUUUUUUUAUUUUUGCAUUUUAAUUUUCUUUAAUUAUAUAGACUCCAACCGUCUCCCCUCCUCUCUUCAUUUCGCGUGUCACUUUCCGUUCGAGUAAUUUCUCCCCUUCUCCACCUUUGCAUGUGCCCUUCCUUCUCACAGUUAACUGAGAAAAGAUUUUUCUUGAUUUUCGAAUCAGUAAGAAAUUUAGAGGGUGGUUUCCUUCACCAUAAAUGGGAUGAGGAGAUAACAACAACAGCAACUGGCUCUCGUUUUCACUUUCCUCAGUAGAAAUGGAGCUCAACCCUUCCGAGUCUCAGCUGCACUCCACCCCAUCCGAUUCCCACCAUUUCUACCCUUUCGCCCAUAACUCCAAUGGCUGGUCUAACCAGAAAGGCGAGACGAUGUACGCCCACCCGCCCAAGCUCGAGGACUUCUUCGCCGACGCCGACUCGACCGAGACUCAGGACUCGUCCCUCACUCACAUCUACGAAGAUCUCAACGCUAUUUCCGCGUUUCAAGCCUUCUCCGCCAACUCGGGCUCCGACUUCGACGACUCGGCCUUCCCCGCCCAGACUCAGUCCCCGGUUGAGUUGGUGCCCUUUUCUCAGGCUUCUGCAGCUCCCAAUGCUCUCACUCUCCGAGUUAACUCGGAGAGUGAAACAAAGAGCUCGGGCAGGAAAAUGGGGGAUACCUUCGGCCAGAGAACUUCCAUUUACAGAGGCGUCACAAGGCAUAGAUGGACAGGUAGAUAUGAGGCGCAUUUAUGGGAUAACAGCUGCAGAAGAGAAGGGCAAGCGAGAAAAGGGCGUCAAGUGUAUUUAGGUGGGUAUGACAAGGAAGACAAGGCGGCAAGGUCGUAUGAUUUGGCUGCGCUCAAGUACUGGGGUCCGACUGCAACCACCAACUUCCCGGUUGCAAAUUACGCCAAAGAAUUGGAAGAGAUGAAGCAUGCAACUAAGCAAGAAUUCAUAGCCUCACUUCGAAGGAAAAGUAGUGGUUUCUCGAGGGGGGCUUCGAUCUACAGAGGUGUUACGAGGCAUCAUCAGCAAGGCCGGUGGCAGGCGAGAAUCGGCCGUGUCGCUGGGAAUAAGGACUUAUACCUGGGAACAUUUGCAACUGAGGAGGAAGCUGCAGAGGCAUAUGACAUCGCCGCGAUCAAGUUCAGAGGCAUAAACGCAGUGACCAACUUCGAGAUGAACCGGUACGAUAUCGAUGCCAUAGCCAAAAGCCCCCUUCCCUUAGGUGGCUCUGCGAAACGCAUGAAGGUUUCGGUUGAAGCCGAGGAGAAACUACCUCUGUGCAAUAGCAGCGGCAACAUCAACUUCUCUGCCAUCCAACCGGGUUCUGCCAUCCCGUGUGGAGUCCCCUACGACACAACAACGCCUUACUACCACCACAACCUGUUCAGCGUUGGAGCCUCGGAUGCGGCGGCCUCUGGGUCGGCCAUGGUGAGCCUGAUGCAGCCGCCGCCAGAGUUUUUCAUCUGGCCUAACCAAUCGUAUUAGGUAGGCAGUGCUAGUGAGUGAUACUAACUUACCGGCUAGGUUUUUAGGAUGGAUUCAGAAAAAAAGAUUUAAGGUUUUUUUGGUGUAAGUAGAAACUUUUGAUUCAUUUCAAUUUCUAUGUACCAAAAACUGGAGGCACUCGAUCGCUGUGGAUUAAUUUUCAACAGGUUUUCCAUA
Molecule: messenger RNA, 1856 nt
Organism: Salvia splendens (bonfire salvia)
Lineage: Eukaryota; Viridiplantae; Streptophyta; Magnoliopsida; Lamiales; Lamiaceae
Product: AP2-like ethylene-responsive transcription factor AIL6
Exons: 10
Coding region: 465-1679 (404 amino acids)
Biological process (GO): regulation of DNA-templated transcription
Molecular function (GO): DNA binding; DNA-binding transcription factor activity
Source: RefSeq, a predicted model, not a curated record